Melospiza georgiana is the source of this 3137-nucleotide messenger RNA. RefSeq names its product tripartite motif containing 8 (gene TRIM8). The record is from RefSeq and is a predicted model, not a curated record. Lineage: Eukaryota; Metazoa; Chordata; Aves; Passeriformes; Passerellidae. Bases 542 to 2197 code for a protein of 551 amino acids. The transcript has 7 exons.
UUUUUUUUUUUUUUUUUUUCCUGUCUUGUCUUUUUUCCCCUCUUCCUUUUUUCCCCUGCUGCUCCUCCGAUUUAGAAGCAAAUCUCGGGGGCCGCAGAGAGAAUUCGUUUUUCCGCCAUCGUCAUCGUCGCUAUUAUUAUUAUUUUUUUAAUCUUCCUCCUUUUCCCGUUUUGGAUCUUAACCCUUUGAUCUGUUUCCUUUAAAAGACUCUGAUUCCCAACUCCCAUCAGGGGGAGAGGGAGGAGAAAUACAGGGAAGGGAAAAAAAAAGCCCGAGCGAGUCGCUGCCCUCAGCUGUUGGCCAGGUUUGGUGGGGGACAAAAGUCCCUUUAAAAUAUUGAAUGUCAGUUGCAAACCUAAGAAAAGAAAAAUCUGAUCCGGAGCGCUAAAUUUAGGAGCUUUAUAUGGAACUUGGACUCUGCUGCUGGAUUUUGUAUGGAUUUUUUUCAACCUUUGGGAGGACAGACCCCGGCGUCCGCCCCUAGACCGCACUGAGCGACCGAAGCGGCUGGGGGGAAGCGUCGACAGAGCUGCCGGCAGAGAUGGCCGAGAAUUGGAAGAACUGCUUCGAAGAGGAGCUCAUCUGCCCCAUUUGCCUGCAUGUCUUUGUGGAGCCGGUCCAGCUGCCCUGCAAGCACAACUUCUGCCGGGGCUGCAUCGGGGAGGCGUGGGCCAAGGAGUCGGGCUUGGUGCGGUGCCCGGAGUGCAACCAGGCCUACAACCAGAAGCCCAACCUGGAGAAGAACCUGAAGCUCACCAACAUCGUGGAGAAGUUCAACUCCCUCAACCUGGAGAAGCCCCCCUCAGUCCUGCACUGCGUCUUCUGCCGCCGGGGCCCGCCGCUGCCGGCCCAGAAGAUCUGUUUGAGGUGCGAGGCUCCGUGCUGCCAGUCCCACGUCCAGACCCACCUGCAGCAGCCCUCCACGGCCCGGGGGCAUCUCCUGGUGGAGGCGGAGGACGUGAGGGCCUGGAGCUGCCCCCAGCACAACGCCUACCGCCUGUACCACUGCGAGGCCGAGCAGGUGGCCGUCUGCCAGUUCUGCUGCUACUACAGCGGGGCCCACCAGGGACACUCGGUCUGCGACGUGGAGAUCCGCCGCAAUGAGAUCCGGAAGAUGCUGAUGAAGCAGCAGGACCGCCUGGAGGAGCGGGAGCAGGACAUCGAGGAGCAGCUCUACAAGCUGGAAUCAGACAAGCGGCUGGUCGAGGAGAAGGUGAACCAGCUGAAGGAUGAGGUGCGCCUGCAGUACGAGAAGAUGCACCAGAUCUUGGAUGAGGACUUGCGGAAGACCAUGGAGAUCCUGGACAAGGCCCAGGCCAAGUUCUGCAACGAGAAUGCAGCCCAGGUUCUGCACCUCAAUGAGCGCAUGCAGGAGGCCAAGAAGCUUCUCAGCUCUGUCCAGGUCAUGUUUGACAAAACUGAGGACAUCAACUUCAUGAAGAACACCAAGUCUGUGAAAAUCUUAAUGGACAGAACUCAGAACUGUACAGGUGGCAGCCUGCCCCCACCCAAAAUCGGCCACCUCAACUCCAAGCUCUUCCUGAACGAGAUUGCCAAGAAGGAGAAGCAGCUGAGGAAGUUGCUGGAAGGUCCUCUGAGCACCCCCGUCCCCUUCCUGCAGAGCAUCCCCAUGUACCCCUGCACCGUCAGCAACUCCGGCGCGGAGAAGCGCAAGCACUCCACCGCCUUUCCCGAGGGCAGCUUCCUCGAGCCAUCGUCCGGGACUGUGGCGAGCCAGUACAUGAGCCAGGGCGCUUCGGCCGGCGAGGGGCAGUCCGCACAAGCCAUGGUGCCUUGUAGCUCCACGCAGCACAUAGUUGGACUUCCUAGCGGCCCGCAGCCGGUGCACUCGGGCUCCGUCUUCAACCCAUCUCACUACCCCAACACCACGUCAUCUCAGCAGUCCGUGCUCUCGCAGUACGGCGGGCGCAAAAUCCUCGUCUGCUCCGUGGAUAACUGUUACUGUUCCUCGGUGUCCAACCACAGCGGGCACCAGCCCUACCCGCGCUCGGGGCACUUCCCCUGGACAGUGUCGUCGCAGGAGUACUCGCACCCGCUGCCGCCCGCCCCCGCCGUGCCCCAGUCGCUCCCGGGACUUGCCGUGAGGGAAUGGAUUGACGCAUCCCAGCAGCACGGGCGGCAGGAUUUCUAUAGGGUCUACGGGCAGCCCUCGGCCAAACACUACGUCACCAGUUAACCGUCACACUCUCUGGAGAGUCCUGCUCGAUGAUGUGUUCAGAGAGAAAAGUCUGGUUUGGUUUGGCUUUUCUUUUUUUUUUUUCCCUCCCCUUUUAAAUCAAACCCAAUUUUUUCCCUGCCUCACACCCCUCCAGGAUUUUGGGGAGGGUUGUUCUAUCAUAUCUCCUUUUUUUUUUUUUUAAUCCUUUAAAAAUGAAAUAAUUUUUUUUCAUUUUAAUGCCUUUUUUUAAUUUAAUUCUGGAAGUCCUUCCUGCCCCUCGCUGGGUAAACACGAGGGAGAAAUUACCGAGAAGAAAUUGAUGGGGAUUUCAGUCGGACAUCUGGGUCUGUGCGUUGUGCUCUUCCUCGCUCCUCUCUGCCUUUGGAAAACUUCAGAAGGGACAAUGGCACCUUCUCUCUUUAUAUUUCUCCAAGUUCAUUUUUUCUGGUUUGGUUCAGUUUUUCCCCUUUCCCCACCCCUUUCUUUCCCUUUUUAAAAAGAAAAAAAAAGAAAAAAUCUAUCAUUGAUUCAGUAUGAAAUGAUACUUGUAGAUUUUGGGUUUGUUACUUUUUAUUUUUAAAGGCUGAUUUUUUUUUUUGUGUUACAAGGCCACUUCUCAUGCAUAUUGGCAUUUUUUUCCUUCUUUCAGAGAUUUGUAAAUACACAAUGGCAGGAAAUUUAAUGCACAAAAAAAAAAGGGAAAAGAAACUUUACAAAAAACCACAAAUAAAUAAAUAAAAAAAAAUCUGUUCUAGUUUUCAGGAGGGGAAGUGUGACCAAAACGCACUCCCCUCCUGCAUAUCGCUGAUGCAACUUCCUGUAACAAGCACUUUGUAUAAAAAAAAGUGGACUUCCUGCUAUAAGGCACAGGUAUUUAUUCUGUAACCAAUUUUAGACACACACACACACACACACACACACACACACACACACACACGCAAAAUAUUCAAAUAAAUGU